Messenger RNA from Anopheles merus, 1650 nucleotides. RefSeq lists its product as uncharacterized. Lineage: Eukaryota; Metazoa; Arthropoda; Insecta; Diptera; Culicidae. The transcript has a single exon. The coding region runs from base 1 to 1650 and encodes 549 amino acids. The record is from RefSeq and is a predicted model, not a curated record.
AUGAUCUACCAGAGCGGUGGAGAAAAGCAUGAACUCGGUACGGCGUUCCUGGUCAUAGGUGAGAUGCGAAAACGAGUGAUCGGGUGGUGGCCGAUCAAUGACCGGAUGUGCAGGUUGAUGAUUCGUGGCAGGUUCUUCAACCUGAGCAUUAUAAAUGUGCAUAGUCCACAUCUUAAGAGCACCGAUGACGAUAAAGACAACUUUUAUACGCAGUUAGAGAGGGAGUACGACCGCUGCCCACAACACGAUGUCAAAAUUGUCAUGGGGGAUUUUAAUGCUCAGGUCGGACAGGAGAAGGCAUUUAAACCGACGGUAGGGAGUUUCAGUGCCCACAAGCUGACGAAUGACAACGGGCUUCGGCUCGUCAACUUCGCCUCUUCCAAACACAUGACCAUCCGCAGCACCUUCUUCCAGCACGCACCUCGCUUCAGCUACACCUGGAGAUUACCGCAGCAGACAUUAUCCCAGAUCGACCACGUUCUCAUCGACGGAAAGCACUUCUCGAAUGUAAUCGAAGUAAGGAUCUACAGAGGAGCAAACGUCGACUCAGACCAUUUCCUGGUUAUGGUUAAGUUACGCCAAAAACUAUGCGUGGCUAAUAAACUGCGCUACCAGCCUUCCCCAAGGCUCAACACAGACCGGCUGAAACAAGCUGAUGUGACGAGGGACUUCGCAAUCGUGCUUGGGGAAGCGUUGCCGGAGGACACCACUACCGAGGCGAUGUCUCUCAAUGACCUCUGGCGUAUGGUGGAGCAAGCCAUCAGCAGCACGGCCAAGCGAACAAUUGGCUAUGUGAUCCGUAACAAGAGGAGGGAAUGGUUUGACGAUGAGUACAGACGAGCACUCUCCGAGAAGAACACCGCGCGUACCGGUAUGCUCCAGCGCGAGACCCGACAGAACGUGGAAGACUACAGACGACUGAGGAGCCAGCAGACUCGGCUCUUCCAGGACAAGAAGCGCAGCUUCGAAGAGUCGGAUGAACAACUCAUGCAGCAGCUAUCCCAGUCGGGGGAAACUCGCAAGUUCUACAGGAUGCUAAAUGCGGCACGAAGCGGUUUUACUCCCAUGACCGCCAUUUACCGCAACGAGGAGGGAGAUAUCCUGUCGGACGAGCGAGAGGCGAUCGACAGGUGGAAGUGCUACUUCGACGAACACCUGAAUGGAGCAGAUACCGGAGCAGAAACAGAAAGCAGAGGAGAGCAGCCUUACGACAACCAGCAUGACGAUGACGAAGUGCCCCCGCCAUCUUUGGACGAAAUCAUUGGUGCCAUCAAACAGCUGAAGUGUGACAAGUCAGCUGGCAGCGAUGGUCUAGUGGCCGAACUGUUCAAGAUGGGUCCGGAGCGGCUUGCCGUCAUCAUUCAUCGGCUGAUUGUGAGGAUUUGGGAUCAGAAAGAACUACCGGACGAGUGGAAAUCGGGUGUCAUACACCCUGUGUACAAAAAGGGCGACAGGCUGGACUGUGCCAACUUCCGAGCCAUCACAGUUCUGAAUGCUGCCUACAAGAUUCUGUCCCGAAUACUCUGCUGUAGACUUUCGCCCCUUGCUACUGAUUUCGUCGGCAGCUACCAAGCUGGAUUUGUUGGAGGCAAAUCGACCACCAACCAAAUCUUUACUGUUGCUACGGAUGUAGCUAUCUAUUUAUUAUGA